AGCAGCACGCCGCUGUGGCCAUGAACCCAUUGGCCGGUACCGCUGUAUCCCACAAUGCAGAGCGCAUGGCGCGUCAUUGAAGAGGGACGAUGAUGGCGGCGGUCGGUGCACCAGAAGUGAUCACACAGCUGGAAAGCGCUGCCAAAGUUUUAAUGGCACCGCCGUCCAUGGUCAGCACAGAACAGAGGCAGCAUGCUGAGCACAUAUUCCUCUCCUUCAGGAAGUCCAAAUCCCCUUUUGCCAUCUGCAAGCAUAUCUUAGAGACCAGUAAGGUGGACUAUGUGCUGUUCCAGGCUGCCACAGCCAUCAUGGAGGCCGUGGUGCGGGAGUGGAUCCUGCUGGAGAAGACCAGCAUCGAGUCGCUCCGAACAUUCCUCCUUACCUACGUCUUACAGAGACCCAACCUGCAGAAGUAUGUCCGCGAGCAGAUCCUGCUGGCCGUGGCUGUCAUCGUAAAGAGGGGCUCUCUGGACAAAUCCAUCAACUGUAAAAGCAUUUUCCACGAGGUCGGACAGCUCAUCAGCAGCGGAAACCCCACAGUGCAAACUCUGGCCUGCUCCAUCCUCACGGCCCUGCUCAGCGAGUUCUCCAGCUCCAGUAAGACCAGCAGCAUCGGCCUCAGCAUGGAGUUUCACGGCAGCUGCAAGCGUCUGUUUCAGGAAGAGGAUCUCCGCCAGAUCUUCGUGUUGACCAUGGAGGUGCUGCAGGAGUUCAGCCGCAGGGAGAACCUCAACGCCCAGAUGUCCUCUGUCUUCCAGCGCUACCUGGCUCUGGCCAAUCAGGUCCUUAGCUGGAACUUCCUGCCACCCAAUCUGGGGCGCCACUACAUCGCCAUGUUCGAGUCGGCGCAGAACGUCACGCUCAAGCCCACCGAGUCCUGGAGGGAAGCGCUGCUGGACACCCGCGUCAUGGACCUCUUCUUCACCGUACACAGGAAGAUUCGGGAAGAUUCUGACAUGGCCCAGGACUCUCUGCAGUGCCUGGCUCAGCUGGCAUCCAUGCACGGGCCCAUUUUCCCUGACGAGAGUGCCCAGGUCUCCUACUUGGCCCACCUGGUGGAAGGCCUCCUCAGCAUGAUCAAUGGCAUUGAGAUCGAGGACUCGGAGGCGGUCGGCAUUGCUAACAUCAUCUCCAACCUGAUCACCAUGUUCCCGCGGAGCAUCCUCACGGCGCUGCCCAGUGACCUCUUCACCUCCUUCAUCAACUGCCUCACGCUGCUCACCUGCUCCUUUGGACGGAGCGCUGCCCUAGAGGAGGUGCUGGAUAAGGAUGACAUGGUUUACAUGGAGGCCUACGACAAGCUGCUGGAGUCAUGGCUGACGUUGGUGCAGGACGAGGAGCAUUUCCCACGCGGCUGCUUCGUCCAGCCCGCCGUCCAGGUCUUCAACUCCUACAUCCAGUGUCACCUCGCCGCCCCUGACGGCACCCGCAAUCUGUCAGUGAGCGGUAUAGCAACUCAUGAUGAGGAGGAGAUCAAUGAGCUGCAGGAAGACGACAGAGAGCUGUUCUCAGACCAGCUGUCCAGCGUUGGUAUGCUGGGACGUGUAGCCGCCGACCACUGUAUUCCCCUGCUCACCAGCCUGCUGGAGGAUCGGGUCACGCGGCUCCACGGACAACUCCAGAGAACUCAGCAGCAGCUCAUGGCCUCAUCUGACCCUGGAUCGGUGGACCGUAAAGUACUGGAUGACCUCUAUGAAGACAUCCACUGGCUCAUACUGGUCUCAGGGUAUCUAUUAGCAGAUGACCCACAGGGCGAAACCCCCUUGAUCCCCUCGGAGGUGAUGGAGUUUUCCAUAAAGCAUUCGACAGAGGUUGACAUCAACACCACCCUGCAGAUCCUGGGCUCACCGGGAGAGAAGGCCUCAUCCAUACCAGGCUGCAACCGCACCGACUCAGUCAUCAGGUUGCUGUCAGCGGUGUUGCGGACCUCAGAGGUGGAGUCCAGGGCGACGAGAGCCAGCCUGACCCAGCUGCUUAGCCCUCAGAUGGGAAAAGACAUCGUGUGGUUUCUCAGACGCUGGGCCAAGACGUAUCUGCUGAUGGACGAGAAACUUUACGAACAGAUCAGCAUUCCUCUGAGCACAGCGUUUGGUCCAGACACAGAGGGGGCCCAGUGGAUUGUGGGAUACCUUUUGGAGAAGGUUAUCAACAACCUGUCUGUGUGGAGUUCAGAACCCGACCUGGCCAACGACACAGUGGAGCUGCUAGUGACACUCGUGGAGAAGAGGGAGAGGGCUAACAUUGUGGUGCAGUGUGAAAACUGGUGGAACCUGGCCAAGCAGUUUGCCAGCCGCAGCCCCCCCCUCCACCUGCUGUCCAGGUCGGUGCAGAGGACUCUCAUGAAGGCCCUGGUCCUGGGGGGCUUCGCACACAUGGACUUGGAUGCUAAACAGCAGUACUGGGCUGAGGUGCUGCACCCUCUCCAGCAGCGUUUCCUCAACCUCAUCAACCAGGAGAACUUCGCCCAAAUCAGCCAGGAGGAGGCUGUCAAACAGGAAAUCGUCGCCACAUUGGAGGCGCUGUGUGGCAUCGCCGAGGCAACGCAGAUCGACAACGUGGCCUCGCUGUUCUCCUUCCUCAUGGACUUCCUGUCCAGCUGCAUCGGCCUCAUGGAGGUUUACAGCAACACGCCCGAGACCAUCAACCUCAUCAUCGAGGUGUUUGUGGAAGUGGCUCACAAGCAGAUCUGCUAUCUCGGAGAGACAAAGUCUAUGAAGCUGUACGAGGCGUGCCUGACGCUGCUGCAGGUCUACUCUAAAAACAACCUGGGCAGGAAGCGGAGCGACGCCACGGCCGAGGAGGACCAGUACCAGGACCUGCUGCUCAUCAUGGAGCUGCUCACCAACCUGCUCUCCAAGGAGUUCAUCGACUUCAGCGACACCGACGAGGUGUUUCGGGGCCAGGAGCAGGGCACGCCGGCCUCCAGUCGGACCGUAUCGGCAGCAGAUGUGGUUCUCUACGGCGUCAACAUCGUUCUCCCUCUCAUGUCUCAAGAUCUGCUCAAGUUCCCAUCUCUGUGUAACCAGUACUACAAGCUCAUCACCUUCAUCUGUGAGAUCUUUCCCGAGAAGAUCCCCCAGCUGCCUGAAGACCUCUUCAAGAGCCUCAUGUUCUCUCUAGAGCUCGGAAUGACCUCAAUGAGCUCGGAGAUCAGCCAGCUGUGUUUGGAGGCCUUGUCUCCUCUGGCUGAACAGUGCGCUAAAAACCAGGAGAAGGACACGCCUCUGUUCAUCGCCACACGGCACUUCCUCAAGUUGGUGUUCGACAUGCUGGUCCUACAGAAGCACAACACAGAGAUGACGGUGGCAGCCGGAGAAGCCCUUUACACACUAGUGUGCCUGCACCAAGCGGAGUACUCUGAGCUGGUGGAGAGUCUGCUGUCCUCACAGAGAGACGCCGUCAUCUACCAGCGGCUGGCCGACGCCUUCAACAAGCUGACGGCCAGCAGCACCCCGCCCGCCAUGGACCGCAAGCAGAAAGUGGCCUUCCUCAAGAGCCUGGAGGAGUUUGUGGCCAACGUGGGCGGCCUGCUCUGCGUGAAAUAACCACUGGAAAAACCAACUCCGCCUCCACCCAUCAUCAAGUCGACAAGCCUCUUUUUUUACCCCCAGCCCCUUUUCAGCAUACACACACACACACACACACACACACACACACACAACCAUGUCACCCCAAUCCUUCCCAGAGUGCCUUUGUUUAGUUGAUUGUUCUGUGCGUGUGUGUGUUCAGGUCCCGUGUUUUCCACACGGCGAGCUGAAUCUUGUCUUACUUCAACUGACGAUAGUGACAAUUGUGCCUGCCAUGCGCCAAGAAUUCGGCGGAUGUACACACACACACACACACACUCAUACACGAGAAGUUGCCAUGACAACAAAGGUGUGGCCGACCUGGCUGUCUCUGGGGGUCGCUGAGCUAGCUCAGGAGGGCAUUCGCUGAUAAUGAAAGAGAAACCAAAUCAGUCAUGUUCAUUAAAGGGUGUAUAUAUAAGUUUUCAAAAACGGAGAGAAGUGUAUGUUUAGAAAAAGAAAGCUGACUGAAACGUUUUUAUAUGACAACAGACAGCAACAGAGGCCGCAUGAGUUGAACAUUUUAGGAAUUCUUUGAAAGGGGGAGCAACUUUCUAGAUGUUGAGUUUUGAUUUUUUCCCCCUCUCUCUCUCUCUCUCGCUCUCUUUCUCUCCCUCUCUCUCCCUCACUCUCUCUCUUUCUCUCUCUCCCCCCCUCUCUCUCACUAUUUGGAUUGUAGUUUUAACUUGUUCCUCUCUGCCUCUGCCCACCCACCCAAAAUAAUCACGGCUUGUUCUGACCGCUAAGCACCGCGGCACAACACGAGGGCCUGAGACAGCUCGGGCCUUGAGUUUAGCCAAAAACAAAAAAAAGGAAGGUUCAGCUGACGUUCAAGAGUUGUAAUUUUGUACGGCAUAAGCCACCGCUCACACUUCAAGACACACUGGAUCGAAGCGGAGACCUUCAGUUUGAGGACAGCAAUAACAAACCAAAAAAAACAAAAAAAAAAUGAAAGGAACAGAGCCACUCGUGGAAGCAUUACGUUGGAGACACUUACCUCCCUGUUCAGAGCACUGUUCUGGUUGUUGUAGAAUGGCUGAAUGAUUUGUUAAUGAAGUGUAAAAGUGUACAUAAAGUUAUUGUAUAAAAUGUUUUGGCCUCUGCAUUUUUUCUUUAUAUGUUUGGUCUAUUGUACUGUCUUUUAUCUACUCUGGCAUUGAAUAAAGAUGUUAAAUUAAUUG
This is a messenger RNA of Myripristis murdjan (pinecone soldierfish), 4747 nucleotides long. It is a transcript of the gene xpo4, whose product is annotated as exportin 4. Gene Ontology annotation, cellular component: nuclear pore; cytoplasm. Lineage: Eukaryota; Metazoa; Chordata; Actinopteri; Holocentriformes; Holocentridae. Gene Ontology annotation, biological process: protein export from nucleus. The coding region runs from base 90 to 3545 and encodes 1151 amino acids. Gene Ontology annotation, molecular function: nuclear export signal receptor activity. The record is from RefSeq and is a predicted model, not a curated record. The transcript has 24 exons.